ACACAAAAAAGAACACAAACUGUAACUGCGAAAAUCCUCAAACUGGUUUUGUGUGUUCCAUUCAAUCCAAAUUCAAAACAUGCAAACUCCAUCAUUCUCUCUCACCAAAACCUUCCUCCACACACUCUCUUCAACCCACAAUCCCCUUUCCUUUCUAUCUCUCUCUCCAACCCUCCCAAAACCAUCUUCCACAACAAGAAUCAUCACAGCCCAGAAAUCCAAUCACAACAACAAUGGAAGUAUAAGAGUGAAGGGAAACAAGGAGAAUGUGUGGAGUGUUGAUAACGAACUUGCUAAGAAAGAGAAGAAGGGAAGAGGGAGGAGUAAGAAGGUAGUUAAGAGGAAUAAGAGUAAGAAGAGUGGUAGAGUUGUUGUUACUGGUGCUAUGUUGAUGGAAGUUGAAACUGUUCUUCAGACUCAGUGUAUGCAAAGGAAUAAGAAGGAACCGGUGAUAAAACCAGCAUGGAACACAUUUGCUAGCAGUCUCAGUGGAAUUUGGAAAGGCGUAGGUGCUGUUUUUUCUCCAAUCACUGCUGAAAUGGAGCCAAUGGAAAUAAGUGUCAAGAAUGAAAACCUUUACGACUGCUAUACUCUUUCCCGUAUAGAGGCGGUGCCGUCGCAUUCGGAUGAACGUACAUCUCAAAUCCAAAGGAAGGUUAAUUGGGUGACUUUGAAUCCUUAUGGUGAAAUGCCACAACAAGUUGAAGACAAUGGCAUAGCUAAGAAUGGUUCCGGUGAUCUUAAAGCUCCUAUAGUCGGGCUGCGGAAAUCCGGUGAAAAAAUAACAAAUCGUGUUUUGCCUACUUUUGAAUCCUUUGACUUCAAGAAAAGUGAUGUGAUGGAAGAAGAUGUCAUGGGCUGUGAACCUGGCCUUGUUUACUUUGAAGAUGGAUCUUAUUCUAGGGGCCCUGUGGAUAUUUCAGUGGGUGCAGAUGAUGAUUCAAAGUACUAUAUCACACCAACUUUCAAAUUUGAACAAUGUUUGGUUAAAGGCUGCCACAAAAGGAUCCGCAUUGUCCAUACUAUAGAAUUCAUAAAUGGCGGUUCAGAAAUACAGAUAAUGAGAGUUGCUGUGUAUGAAGAGGAAUGGGCCAGUCCUACUUGUGUUGAUGAUAUGAGUGAUAUGGACUUCGAUUUAAAGCCAUUUUCUCAAAGAAAAAGAACCAAGCCAUCAGAGUUGACAGGGUCAUGGAAAGUCUUUGAAAUCAGCGCCACUCCGAUCUAUGGCGAGGAGACUAAAGCGGAAGAAGAAGGCAGCAACGCCGCUCCAUAUGUCUAUCUUUGUACAGAAACUCUGAAGAAGAGGAGCUCGCCGGAUAGUGCCAACUACUUUGGCGAGGAAGAGAGGCUUGACAUGCAGGAUAUGACCGUGCUAUGGCUUCCUGGAGGCGUGACAUGUUAUGUUGAUAUCAAUAAGGAUGGUAUUCUUUGUAUUGGAGUUGGUUGGUACUCUGAUGAAGGAAUCAACCUUGUGAUGGAAAGAGAUUAUGGGUUGGAUGGAAAACUUAAAGAUGUGAGAUGGAAAUCAGAGAUGAAGAGAAGGUGGUCUAAUCCACCUAAUGUAUAAAUUGCGAGGAUUAACAGCAUGUAAAUUGUUUAGUAUGAUCGUUAUUACAAAGAAUAUUCAAUAUUGUACGUAAUUCACAAGUACAUUGAAGUUCAAAAGUUAAUGCAUGUAAAAAAGAUUAUCGCCAUUAUCAUUU
This is a messenger RNA of Medicago truncatula (barrel medic), 1703 nucleotides long. RefSeq lists its product as uncharacterized. The transcript has 6 exons. Lineage: Eukaryota; Viridiplantae; Streptophyta; Magnoliopsida; Fabales; Fabaceae. The record is from RefSeq and is a predicted model, not a curated record. Bases 80 to 1567 code for a protein of 495 amino acids.